CGCGUUUGGAACGGAAACCUUCGGGUUGCCACUUUUAGAUUUUUCCUCGUGUACAAACAUAAAAGCUGAAGUCCUCCAUAGGGCGCCGACGGAGUAGAAGCGAGAGCUCCUCCGAUUCUCCCAUAUAUCUCAUCCCAAGAUUGCCUUUGAUUUGCUCGAUAUGGCCACCGCAACGAGUCAAGGUGUUCAAAUCUUGGGGCCGAUGAAGCCCGAGUUUGCCGAGAUCUUGUCGGUCCCAGCGCAGGAGUUUGUAGCGACGCUCCAUAGAGCAUUCAACGCCCGCCGAAAGGAGCUGUUGCAGAAACGUCUGGAGAGACAAGAGGAGUUGGACGCUGGGCGAUUCCCGGAUUUCCUGCCGGAAACCAAAUGGAUUCGUGAUGAUGCGUUGUGGAAGGCCGCCCCACCAGCUCCUGGGCUGGUAGACCGCCGCAUAGAAAUCACCGGUCCCGUCGACCGGAAGAUGGUCAUCAACGCCCUGAACUCGGGCGCGAUGACCUACAUGGCUGAUUUUGAAGAUUCCAACGCACCGACGUGGGAGAACAAUCUUUCUGGUCAAGUGAACCUGCGCGAUGCCGUGCGGAGGACUAUCAUCUAUACGGCUCCCAAUGGGAAGUUGUAUCAGCUGCGAGAGGAGGGGACUGCUACGCUUCUCGUCAGACCUCGCGGAUGGCAUAUGGAGGAGAAGCAUCUCUUGAUUGAUGGAGAGCCGGCUUCGGGCUCGAUCUUUGACUUUGGGCUUCAUUUCUUCCAUAACGCAGCGGAGCUGGUCAAGCGUGGCGCUGGGCCUUACUUCUACCUUCCCAAACUGGAGUCGCAUCUCGAGGCGAGAUUAUGGAACGACAUCUUCAACCACGCCCAGGACCUCCUCAGCAUCCCCCGCGGCACGAUCCGCGGCACAGUCCUCAUCGAAACCAUCACCGCCGCCUUCGAAAUGGACGAAAUCAUCUACGAGCUCCGCACCCAUUCCUCCGGUCUCAACUGCGGCCGGUGGGACUACAUCUUUUCCUUCAUCAAGCGUUUCCGCAACCACCCGCAGUUUGUUCUCCCCAACCGGAGCGAUAUCACCAUGACCACGCCGUUCAUGGACGCUUAUGUCCGGCUGCUUAUCAAGACGUGUCAUAGACGGGGUGUGCAUGCUAUGGGCGGGAUGGCGGCAUUCAUUCCAAUCAAGGACGACGAAGUGAAGAAUGAGGCGGCGAUGGCGAAGGUUUCGGCGGAUAAGUUGAGGGAGGUGCUGGCGGGGCAUGAUGGGACGUGGGUGGCACAUCCGGGGCUGGUGAAGCUCGCGAGGGAUAUUUUCGACAAGCAUAUGCCGCAGGCUAAUCAGCUUCAUGUCACGAGGGAUGAUGUGAAUGUUGCCGCUCCCGACCUUAUCUCGACGCAGGGCGUUACCGGGACCAUCACGGACGCAGGUGUGCGCAUGAACGUCGAUGUGGCUUUGCGGUACAUGGAGGCCUGGCUUCGAGGGUACGGAUGUGUUCCCAUCCAUCACCUAAUGGAGGAUGCGGCCACGGCUGAGAUAUCCCGCUCGCAGUUGUGGCAAUGGGUACGACACCGGGCACGGACGGCGGAAGGUCGGGAGAUUAAUCCUGAGUACAUAAACAAAGUGCUGGACGAGGAGUUUGAGAGGAUCAGGGGAGAGUUGGGCCCGGAGAGAUCUCCAAAGUCGAAGUUCGAGCUGGCGAGGAAGCAUCUGGCUGGAACGAUUCAGGGGCAGGACUAUGCAGAAUUUCUUACGGCUCUCUGCUAUGACUCUAUCUUGACAUUGGUUCCCGUCUAAGACAUUGUACCCGCAAAGCCCACUGCCCAAAGGACCGGUGCUGAUUGCAUUUCCUUUCAUUCAUUUAUCUCAGCGCGCUCUUAGGUAGACAGCUAAAGAUAUUUAUCUCAGCGCGCUCUUAGGUAGACAGCUAAAAAUAU
Fimicolochytrium jonesii is the source of this 1920-nucleotide messenger RNA. RefSeq names its product malate synthase. Lineage: Eukaryota; Fungi; Chytridiomycota; Chytridiomycetes; Spizellomycetales; Powellomycetaceae. Gene Ontology annotation, biological process: glyoxylate cycle. Gene Ontology annotation, molecular function: malate synthase activity. The coding region runs from base 161 to 1780 and encodes 539 amino acids. The transcript is spliced from 8 exons. The record is from RefSeq and is a predicted model, not a curated record. Gene Ontology annotation, cellular component: cytoplasm; peroxisomal matrix.